CAUGAAGACUUAGCCACGGGUUGUACCACUGCGAGGUGAAGUUUGUUUUGGAAAUUUGUCUUGUUGUCUUACCUUUAUACCAUCGGUGGACGGUUUGGAGUUGAAUAAAGGGAGCUUUAAAUCAACAAAAUACCAAGAGGAAGAAUUCAAACAUAUGUAAUGAUCGAAAUGAAACGGAAGUAGCUUUGCCUGGCGAGUGUCUUGAUGCCAAAACUAUCAGUCAUGGAGCUGGGCAGGCAACUGUGUGGGAAGAUGAAGAAGCAAAGGAAGGCGGAGAUAACUGUCCCGGCUGUCAUGAAAGGACUGGAGAUCCACUUCUACCUGCCUGACACACACCAGCUCGAGUAUUUUAAAGACUGCCACACUGCAGAGGACCUGUGCGUGGAGGCUGCCAAGAGAUGCCACAUCUCACCUCUGUGCCACAACCUGUUUUCUCUAUAUGAGGAGAGCCAGGAUGUCUGGUAUGCUCCUAAUCACGUGUUUAAGAUCUCGGAGGAGACCAGCAUCAAACUUCACUACCGAAUGAGGUUUUAUUUCACAAACUGGCACGGCACUAGCGAGAUUGAGUCUCCAGUUUGGAGACACUCUCUCAGCAAACAAAAAGGGGGUAUGAUCACUCAAAAGGGCCCCGAGGGGACACCUCUGUUGGAUGCCGCAUCUCUUGAUUACCUUUUUUCACAGGGUCAGUAUGAUUUUCUGAGGGGACUGGCUCCUGUGCGCUCUCCACAGAGUGAGGUUGAGCUUCAUGAGAUAGAGAAUGAGUGUUUGGGAAUGGCUGUUUUAGCCAUAACUCAUCAUGCCAAGGGCAAUGAUCUGCCGCUAUCUGGAGAUGGAGCUGAAACCAGCUACAAGCGCUUCAUUCCUGACAGUUUGAACCACACCUUUAAACAGCGCAACUUUCUCACACGCAUGCGCAUCAACAAUGUUUUCAAGAACUUUCUGAACGAGUUCAACAGCAAGACCAUUCAGGACAGUAACAUAACCCUUUAUGACCUGAAGGUCAAGUAUCUGUCCACUCUUGAAACUUUGACCCAAGGCCUGGGCCGAGAGACUGUAGAGACCAAGAGCCUGAAAGUAUCAGGGGAGAGUGAAGGAUCUCCGGCCCACUCACUUCCCAUUGGGGAUGAUGGAAUGAGCUAUGAAGUACAAGUAUCUGGAACCACUGGGAUCUCUUGGAGGAGAAAGCCCCUACCGAAUCUUCUGAUUGUGAAAGACAAAAGCAAAUCUAAAAAGAACAAGACCGACAGCAAGCAGAAAAGUGACAAGAAGAAAGAUGGCAACAAUGGCUGGAUGCUUUUCUCUGACUUUAAUGAAAUCACCCACAUCGUCAUUAAGGAGUCUUGCAUCACAAUUUACAGACAGGACAAUAAAAUGGAGUUGGAUCUGUAUUACCGUGAUGCAGCUCUGUCUUUUGCUGCACUGGUGGACGGUUACUUCAGACUGACUGUAGAUGCCCACCAUUACCUGUGCACAGAGGUCGCACCUUCAUCAGUGGUCCAGAAUUUAGAGAAUGGCUGUCAUGGCCCCAUCUGCACAGAGUAUGCUAUUCAUAAACUCCGCCAAGAGGGAAAUGAAGAAGGAACAUACAUCCUGCGCUGGAGCUGCACAGACUACAACUACAUCAUUAUGACUGUUGUCUGCAUUGAGAUUGACCUGUCUGAGUCGAGGCCAGUUCCUCAGUAUAAGAACUUUCAGAUUGAAGCGAGCCCUCAGGGCUAUAGAUUGUUUGGAACAGAGACGUUCAGGCCUACUCUGAAGGAGCUUCUGGAGCACCUGCAGGGCCAGAACCUGCGCACAGAGAACUUAUGCUUCCAGUUGCGUCGCUGCUGCCCACCACAGCCCAGAGAAAUAUCGAACCUAUUGGUGAUGACCACAAACCGAGAGCCCGUCCCCCAGAAACAACUGAGCUUUAUCCGCAUCCUUAAGGAGGAUAUUGUACAGGGUGAGCAUUUGGGUAGGGGCACGAGGACCAACAUCUACGCAGGUAUUCUGAAGCUGAAGAGUGAGGAUGAUGAUGAGAUGGGAGGAUACACACAGGAGAUGAAUGUGGUUUUGAAAGUGCUGGGAUCAGGACACCGAGAUAUCUCUCUGGCCUUCUUUGAGACAGCCAGUAUGAUGCAUCAAAUCUCUCAUAAACACAUCACCCUGCUCUAUGGUGUGUGUGUUCGUCACCAGGAGAAUAUAAUGGUGGAGGAGUUUGUUCAGUAUGGUCCACUGGAUCUGUUCAUGUGCCGACAGAGACAGACCACAGCUCUCAGUACCGCAUGGAAGUUCCAGGUGGCCAAACAGUUGGCUAGCGCCCUCAGCUAUCUGGAGGAUAAAAAGCUGGUUCAUGGAUAUGUGUGUAGUAAGAACAUUCUGGUGGCUCGAGAUGGGCUGGAUGGAGAGGGAGGGCCCUUCAUCAAACUGAGUGACCCUGGCAUACCCAUUACUGUACUCAGCAGAGAGGAGUGUGUGGACAGGAUUCCUUGGAUUGCUCCUGAGUGUGUACAGGACACCGCUAAUCUGAGCAUAGCAGCAGAUAAGUGGGGCUUUGGUACCACUCUGUGGGAGAUCUGUUAUAAUGGGGAAAUACCUCUCAAAGACAAGAAACUCACAGAGAAAGAGAGGUUUUAUGCUGCGCAGUGCCAGUUGGCCACUCCAGACUGUGAGGAGCUGGCCAAAUUAAUGACCCACUGUAUGACCUAUGACCCCCACCAGAGACCCUUCUUCAGGGCCAUCGUCAGAGACAUUGACAUGGUGGAAAAACAGAACCCCUCCAUUCAGCCAGUUCCCACACUAGAGGUGGAUCCAACAGUGUUUGAGAAGAGAUUCCUCAAAAAGAUAAGAGAUCUUGGAGAGGGUCAUUUUGGGAAGGUGGAGUUAUGUCGAUAUGACCCAAGGGGAGAUCGGACUGGAGAACUGGUGGCCGUGAAGUCUUUAAAGCCAGAGAACAGUGAAGAGCAGAGCAGCAACCUGUGGUGUGAGAUUCACAUCCUGAGAGAACUUUACCAUGAGAACAUCGUGAAAUAUAUGGGCAUCUGCAAUGAAGAGGGUGGCAGAUCCAUUAAGCUGAUUAUGGAGUUUUUGCCAGCUGGCAGUCUGAAGGAAUACCUCCCUAGAAACAAAGCUCGCACAGACCUGAAAACCCUCCUCAACUAUGCUGUACAGAUCUGCCAGGGCAUGGACUAUCUGGGCUCUCUGAAUUACAUCCACAGAGAUCUGGCUGCUCGGAAUGUUCUGGUGGAGAAUGAAGGCACAGUGAAGAUUGGAGAUUUUGGACUGACAAAAAGCAUUAAGGACAGUGAGGGUUACUACACUGUGAAAGACGAUCUGGACAGUCCAGUGUUCUGGUAUGCUCCAGAGUGUCUGAUCCAUUGCAAGUUCUACAGGGCAUCUGAUGUGUGGUCUUUUGGAGUGACCAUGUAUGAGCUCCUCACGUACUGUGAUCCCUCAUGCAGCCCAAUGUCGGUGUUCCUCAAAAUGAUUGGUCCAACACAUGGCCAAAUGACUGUUACCCGAUUGGUCAAAGUCCUGGAGGAGGGAAAGAGACUUCCAAAGCCAGAUGGCUGCUCAGACAGGUUGUACAAUCUGAUGAGGAGAUGCUGGGAGGCGACGCCUGAAAAAAGGAUUGACUUCAAAGGCCUGAUUGCCGUCUUUCCGCAGAUGAACGAAAAUCAGUAACUAUGGAAAUGAGAUGGGACACAAACUCUACCUCUUUUGCAAGAGACAGUCCCAGUUGACAGUUUAACAACAAAACCCACCACAAAAAAAAGAAAAAAAGAUGUAUCACUGUGCAGUGUAGCAUUUUUUCAAAUAUACUCUCCCUACUAUACCCACACGCAAUGAACUCAGAUAAACUGCAAGCCAUUUGAAUUACAAAUAGCAAAAAACCUGCCAGAAUCACUGAAGUGAACAGUCGAACGCUUCCCGGCACUUGAUUCGCUCCUUUUUCUCUUCAAGUUCAAAUGCAGACCAGACAUGGGUGAAGAGAGGACAAUUUGGAAUCUGUUCACACAUACUGUUGACUGCUUCUUAUUGUGCCUCAGUGUCAGACUUGUCACCAUGUUGCAUGUAUGAAUGACCCAUUAUUUCCAUGGUGCAUUUCAGCAUGCACUAUUGAAUCCGCUCACACCCUUCAAUAAGUCACGUUCAAUGACAGAGCCCACUGCUGAGAAUUGAAAAUUGUUGGGGUCAAGAAUGUAGAUUUACAUGUGUGGUCGGUUGUUUGAAGCUUCGAUGAGUGGAUGUUGAGUGGAUUGUGCCCCCACAUGUGAGAUGGAUUGACGUGUGGAGUAUGGUAAGUGCUCAAAGACUGGGUUCGAGUAUAUGUGAGAGAAUGCGUAUCUUAGCUGAUCGUGUCUGACUCGGACCAGACAGCUGUCCUCCUUCAUGGAGCACAUCUGGAACACUGGAAGGUUCCAAACGUACUGGAUUACUGAACUUUGAAACGGUGUGCACCAAUUGAGUGAACUAUGUUGUCACAUCCAAAGAACUGUACUCUCUCGCAAAACAUCACAUUUGCCAUGGAAAGCUAAGGUGGAUGAUUUUGAGAGCUGAAUGUGGAAGUAUAUAUGGAUAUGCAUCAAGGGGGGGGUACAUUGCUUCAGUGUAUUGCCUACAUGAGCCACUAGGGGACAGUAGAGCUUAUGAAAUAUCUCUCAUGAUAACAUCCACAUCUUUGUGCAAAUUAUAUUCUGGGCUCUGCUGACUUUCAGAUAUUGAAGUAACCAUUUUCAUAUACAAACUACAUUAGUAUUUGAUGUUUCCUUUUUUUUUUAUCACAAUGCAAUUAAAUGCAAACUAACUGAUAUAAUGAAAGUGCAACAUGUUUCUGUUGGGGAACUGUCAGUGUCUGGAAGAUGGAUGCUGUUGAAAUGUGCUAGUGCUUAAAAGCCUUAGCUGUUAUUCAUAUCGCUUACGAGAGGCUUUGUAUUCAAAGACACACUCAUUCCUAUCUAAUUAUCAGAUUAUGCUAAAUCCUCACAUGAUUCUUGAAAAGGGAAAAUGUUUUAUCUCCUAGGUGAAAGUGUCAUGUGGUUUAAAACUGAAGGCUUAUUUAAUGUACAUUGCUGCCUUCAAAUCCACGCCUCCACACAAUGGAAUAAAGGAAAAACAGGACGAAACUUAAUAACAGGCAUUAUUCUCCUGUCCUUUAAUGUGGAAUGCAAAACAAUUCCAUCUGCUCAAAAUUAAAACCCCAAACUAUUUUCCAUCAAAAAAGAAUUACAACAGAAUUGUAUCCAACAAGGGAAAAUGUACAUAAAUACACAUAAAAUAAAUACAGUUAAUAGUUUUUUUUUGUGUGUGUGUUAAAUACCCCAAAGCAUUGAGCUCUGUAACAUCUACUUAUAAAGAAGGAAAGAAAUUACUUUUUGUAUUGCAGGAGUAUAUGCAUGCUUAAAUUCCACUGUUUCCUAAAAAUAGCUUAUUCACAGUAAAGCAAUAUCAAUAGAGUUUGGAUAUAAAAUAUUGCAAAACCUGAAUUCAAAGUGGAAAAAAAAAUUAAGUACAACUUUUAAACCUAAAACAGGCUGCAAUAUGUAUACAAAGCACACUAGUGUUGAAACCCCUGCAUGUUGGAACAGGUGACUACCAUCUACAUCAUUAAGAGACACUUAAGUAUUGCAAAGCUUUGAGAUACAGGUGCACACAUACACGUCUUUGACAUUCAGAGGGGAAAAGUUCUCACAUUGAGGUCUGUUGAUCUCGCAGUGUGCAGAAUUGGAAAGAUACAUACAGUCUUGACUAAAGAUAUAAGGGGAAUGUUGGUAUGUUGUUAACCCUCAAUAAAUACCAGGGUCAACAGAAAGGUAAGUAGGCACAAUAUCUCAUCCUUCACCUUUUGACAGUAACUGGAAAAAUAUCAAGAUAUAAUUUACCUUUGUUAUUAGACUUCAUAAGAAAAUAGCAGAAAAAUUGAUGUAAAACCUUUCUUGGUAACACUUUAUUUUAAGUGUCCUUAAUAAUGCACUAGUUAAGAAUGAAUAUGAAUGUAUAACUAAAUGUUGAAUGACUAUCAUAGCCAUAAUUUAUAACUUAUUUUGUGUUGACGGUAAUGCAAUUAAUGUUCUAUUUCAGAUAUCAUAUAUAUCAAGUUUACUGAACAAUAUUAAGCCAGUGAUUAAGGCCAUUGACUUAACAACGCUGUGUGCAUUUUCCAUUUCCUUUUUUGAUUUGUAACUAGUAAUUCUAGAACAAAUAGCUUCUCUAAAAAUGUAGGGCAACAUAUGUUGACAGCGGUACUACAUUUUGAAAUAAUACCAAGCUAUAGAAAGUCAGAUGUUUUUUUUUUUUUUAUCAAAUUGUGUAUUAUGUUUCCAGGAUUGUUGCUUAUUCAGGUUUCUGAGAUGUAACUGACAUUAUAUCAGAAAUUUGGAUUGAAUGCACUUCGCUCCAUAGAGAGCUGUAGGAUGCUCCCUUGCUUGACCCCCUGUUCUAAAGGGGAAGUUUAACCUGUUUAUGUUUAUUGAACUAUAUUAAGACGGCAAUUAUGACCAAGUAUUAUUGGUUUGACUAAAUUGUUAAUAAAGAACUGCUAAAAUACUAUUUGAUUCCUAUAACACAAGUUAUUCAUUUGUUUGACAUUUAAUGGUGAUUACAGUAUUUGCGGUUUACUUAAUUUAUUGUAAUUGGAGCAUUUUCAAAACAAAUUCAUAACUUGAGCAGGUUAAACUUUCACUUUAGAAAAGGGGUCAAGUUGUUAUUAAUUUACUAGUAACAGCUUUAUAAAGCCAAUUCUAAUUAACCUUAAUUACUGGCUUAAUAUUGUUUAGUAAACUUGAUAUAU
Messenger RNA from Xyrauchen texanus (razorback sucker), 6769 nucleotides. Its product is annotated as tyrosine-protein kinase JAK1-like. The coding region runs from base 205 to 3663 and encodes 1152 amino acids. Lineage: Eukaryota; Metazoa; Chordata; Actinopteri; Cypriniformes; Catostomidae. The record is from RefSeq and is a predicted model, not a curated record. Gene Ontology annotation, biological process: intracellular signal transduction; cytokine-mediated signaling pathway; tyrosine phosphorylation of STAT protein. Gene Ontology annotation, cellular component: cytoskeleton; membrane; cytosol. The transcript is spliced from 24 exons. Gene Ontology annotation, molecular function: ATP binding; non-membrane spanning protein tyrosine kinase activity; cytokine receptor binding.